AUGAUGGAGAUCGGCUUUCCCAAAGCUCCCGACAUGCAUCGACGCUACCUCAUCUCGAGCGGCGACACCAUGUCCAUCAAGCACCUGGAGGCGUUCGAGCAGGAUCUCAAGACCACGUACGGCGAGAAGCAAGCCGGAACAUACGACGUACACAUCGUCGCCCGAGCUCGCAAGAUUCAUCAGAGCCUCCUCACGACCCCCUUCACCGCCAUCCUCUCGGUCGUCCAGAUCUUCCCGCUGCUGCUGUCUUCGCCCUUCACUGGCAUCAGGAAGAGACAGCAAUACCCCGACAUCAUCCUCACGAACGGACCGGCCACGGGCUUCAUCGUUGGGCUGGUGGCGUAUUUUCUCAAGAUAUUCCGCGUCAUCCCUGAGGAUGCCGCGCAAGUUCUCUACAUUGAGUCGUGGGCCCGGAUCCGUACCUUGAGUUUGACAGGCAAGCUGUUCCAUCUCACUGGUAUUGCGGAUAUGCUUCUUGUACAGCACGAGCAGGUGGCAAAGGCUUAUGGCGUCACAAAUGCGGGUUGCAUGGUUGUCAAAGGAGGAAGAUGA
This is a messenger RNA of Colletotrichum karsti, 552 nucleotides long. Its product is annotated as glycosyltransferase family protein. Gene Ontology annotation, cellular component: UDP-N-acetylglucosamine transferase complex. Gene Ontology annotation, biological process: dolichol-linked oligosaccharide biosynthetic process. The transcript has a single exon. The record is from RefSeq and is a predicted model, not a curated record. Bases 1 to 552 code for a protein of 183 amino acids. Lineage: Eukaryota; Fungi; Ascomycota; Sordariomycetes; Glomerellales; Glomerellaceae.